Molecule: messenger RNA, 5495 nt
Organism: Maniola jurtina (meadow brown)
Lineage: Eukaryota; Metazoa; Arthropoda; Insecta; Lepidoptera; Nymphalidae
Exons: 11
Coding region: 1072-4587 (1171 amino acids)
Source: RefSeq, a predicted model, not a curated record
UUUAGCUCGAAGCUCGCUACAUAUUAAAAGAAAUUCUUUUGUGGGUUUUUUCUAUAUUUUAUCCCUUUCCACCCUUAACAGAUUUAAUGUUCUGAUCCUUUCACACCCCAUGUGAUUUAUGGCCGCCCUUCUCCUGAAUGGAAACGUCAAACGGCUCUUCCCAAAAGUGCUCGUUAGUUCCAUUUUUAAAAGGGCCAACGGAUAUUCUGUCUCCGGUGUUGUCACCACUGCGAUGAAACGAUACAAAAUUUCAAAAGCUUCGUGAGAUUCGUCCACUUCAUUCCGCCGCUUGAUUGAGUUUUGAGCGGAAACGGGAUUCUGUUAACGGAAAGAGGACCAUAGUUUCGUAGUAAUUUAAUUUUUUUAACAAUACGUCCGCGGGGGCCAGCGGACCAACACUAUUAUUCUUGAGCGCGGCGCGUACGCUCAACGCUGCCGUUGCGUUUAGUUGCGUCCGCAGCACGACCAAGAAUAGCCGUCGUUUAUAUUGUUCCCUAAUAAGCUCAUCUUUUUUUUCGUACACUAUUACACCACCAGUAACUAAUUUCUUACGCGGCGUCUACUCAGUUCGUGUCUAGUUUUCUAUCGUGCGCCCAAAACUUUACUAGACUAUUCAUAAUAGUUAAAAACGUAUCGGAAAUUAGAUACUGUCAUUUGCGUUUGUUAUUAUUUCCGAUUUUGGUCACCACGUAUGAUAGCUAAUUGAUAAGGAUGUGUAAAAGCAGAUAACAGCAAAUCGACGUUCAGUUACGCAUACUUCAGUUAGUGUAAAAGUGUUAGCCCGCUAGCAUAGUUUUGUGUUUACGGACGUAACUUCAGCUUAUUUUAGAAACAGACCAGUGAUUGUGAAUUGUGAUAUGUAUGAGUGAUGCGCCUGCGCCGAUGCAAGUGUAGAGCGUUGGACCUAUUUUCGUAGCACGGAAAUAAGAGCGGCAAAAGGAGCAAAAAGCAUUCACUACCUAAAAACUUCAGGACGCAUACAUCUAUGUCGAGAGUGUAUUUUUGUCCGAUGUGAUCUAAUGUCCAUAACGGUUGAGUGUGGAGUUUAGUUUUAGUGCGAUAACUACAAAAAUGAAGAAGAGGACGAUAUCGAAACUGAUAUCAAUAUUUGGCUCCAAAAAAGGCAAGCGACAAGAACAACAGCAGUCGUCGAAGUCCUCGCGGUCCCCGUCGCCGGAGUCAGUGGGCCUAACUUCCCCGGUCAGCAACGAAUCCUUCCGCCCUAUCCUCCACACCCCGACACCUUCCCGGCCCGGCCCACCUCCUUCCCCUCCAGUACCAACCCAUCCAAUAGCUCCCACCACACCGGAACCAUCCGGCCCUUUACCGCUCCUACCAUGUCCGGUGUGCGAACGAACCUUCGUACCGCAAUCCCUCGCCAAACACGCGAAGAUCUGCGAAAAGAUGACCGUGAAAAAACGCAAGACCUUCGACUCCUCGAGACAACGACGUGAAGGGGUGGCCACACCGAGCGAUUGUAAUUUUGGCACGGACUUAGAACAAUACUUGCCAAAGAAUUUCGGUCUUCCAGAAAACAGCCCCUUCCUCGAGAAGAGUCCGCCCAACACUGCCAAGACUACCCUGAAGCCCAAAGCUCCGUCAGUGAGGAGUGCCAUCAUGAAGCCAGCAGCAGACUUACAAAAGUGCCCGCACUGCAGCCGCAACUUCGGUAUGCGCGCGUUCGAACGCCACGUGGAAUGGUGCGCGGAUAAAGCCAAGAUACUGCCGGCCGCGCCACAGCAGCCGCCGCCACAUAUUGCUGACGCUAAGCAAAGGCUCAAUGCCAGGACACAGUACAAAGCUCCCCCAGUGCGCGGUAGACGUUCGUCGCAAACUCGAGACAAAUCUUCCAACAGUCGGUCCGCAUCAGUGGAGUCAUCGCGCGGCGUGUCCCCGCCCCGCGAAUACGGGGACUAUAGACAUCCUAGGACAAGAGCGUCGGAGUCAAUGUCAAGUAACGAUUGCCAUGAAGAUGCUUCCCCGCAUGUUCCUGUCAUCAGAAAUUCGAGAACCAUGCAACAUAAUUCAUCUGGUGACGCUAACAUCAAAGCUAGACAAGCGAGACUAGCAAGAGACCUGAGUAGUUCUAGAAAUAUCCAAGGAUCAUACCCGUCCCCUGUCCAACAAACCAAUACAGAUCCCAACAUUAAUAAGCAUAAUUCACAAAGAAAACAGCGAAACCAAUUGAAUACUAAAAAUAAACAAGAACAAUUAAAGAAACUUGAGGAAACCGUUUCGAAGUUCAAUGAAAGAAUUAAUGAAAAUGCAAAACAGAAAGCAACUAAAAGUACCAAAAUACAUUCCGAAAUGAAAGAUUCCACGCAUAAAACUCAAAUUCCAGUGUUGAAAAAACUUAAACCCGAAGAAAAGAAGACAUCUGAAGAAAAAUGUAAUGAGGAUAAAGCAAGUGAUCGUGCAAAUAGUAAAAAAAUUAAGCCAACCCUAAGAUCACCAACCAAAACGAAAAUAAGAAAAGAAACUAAGAACAACAUAAAAGACAGGACAAUGAGUUUGGAUAGUCUAGAUGAUAGUUCGGUAGUUACUAACAGGAUCAAGAAUUGUCAAUCAAUUGGUAUAAAUACAGAACUUUUAUGUCCUUGUGUGCCUUGUGUGAUACACGAUACAUUUGAGGAAAAAAUCAUCAUUAAAAGGCAGAAUAAAACCAAUAAUAAACAGCUUGACCAGAAAAGUCAACUAAAUCCAGAAGUGGAAUUAUUGUUUAAAAAUCUAAAUAUGACUAGUUCCUCAGACAUUAUGUUUAGUAAAAACGGUAUGCAGCUGGAAUCUAUCAAAGAUGUAACAUUUAUAAAUUGUAAUCAAUCGUCAACUACUAGUGAUGAUAAGAAAUCUGUCGCUAAAAUUGAUACAGAAAUCAAACAUUUGGAAAAUGAUCAUACAGAGUCAGGCUAUUUUAUUGCUGAAGCUACAAACGAAUUCAAUACAAAUACAACAGAUGAUAUUGCAAAUUUAUCAAUAGAAAAUAUGGAAGAAAAUCAGGAACUUGAUUUGAGUGGCAAUAAUUUUGAAGACUCGUUCGAAAUUAAAAAAGAAGUAAACAAUAGUAAUAUUGUUUGCCGUCAUGGGAGCGGGGAUACGUAUACGAAAUUUACAGAAGAUCCCGCAGAUUUAGAAGAAUUUUUUAAUUUGACUGAUAAAAUGAUACAAAGUACCAAUGAAAACGAUAUAAACGCUACUGAUAUAGAAAAAUCACUCGAAAAUAUUCACACGCCUCAGACUAAUUCACUUGAAUCUAUGAAUGAACAAUCAACAGAAAUUGUAAAACUUAACUUUUCAGAUGCUUUACAAGACUUAAAAAAUGACUUCAAAGAUCUUUUACAAGAGGUGAAAGACCAAAAAAUUAGUAUUAAUGUCACAAAUAACUGUGAAAAUAUGACAGAUGAUGAUGAUAGUAAGAGAAAAGUUUGUGAUAUGGAACAUAUUACUGUAUAUCAACUUAAAUAUUAUGAACGAGAAUCAAAUAUACAAAUUGAAAAUAAUUUAUUAGAUAAAAAUACUUCAGAACUAAAGCUACCAGCAAUAAAUGAAACAAAUCGAUUUUUACAAAGAGAAGACAGUGACAACAUUAAAAAUUCUAAAAAAAAGAAAGGACAUAAAAAAUGUAGAUUGUUAGGUCAACAAAAAAAAACUGAUAAAAAAUAUCAAACGUUUAUCAUAAAGGAAAAACAGGAAGAAAAGAGUGAUGAAGAACCGCCUCUCAAACUGCCUCGUAUCGAUAUUAAGAGCAGUAACAAUGUUGUGGGUGAGAAGCUUUUCCCGUCCUCUGUCAAACGUUCCACCUCCCUCCUUGAUUCCAUUCAAAAGAAGACCGCCACGAAAGCUGAGAACUCGAAAGGACGUCACCAAACGGACCAACUAGAAGAAGAUUUAAUGCAAUCUUUAAAAGAUUUCGAUAAAUUAUACGAGUCUGAAAGAAAGGACAACCAUACGUCGAACAAAGAUAUUGUCAGUAAUAAUAAUAACAAAAAAUCAUACAGCAGUACAACAAAAAAAGAUUUUCGACGAAAGAUUGACCAUAAGAGAGGAAAGCCUGAUAACACAUCGAAUGGAAACUACACACCGAAUGGAAAAUCAAGCACCGAUUCAGCGUAUAGCAGCUUAAACAGAAUCUCGCCAUCUAAACUAUCUUUAUGUAACGCAAAAGAAUCGAACGGACUCACUUCCCUAGAACAAAUACCCGCUGGGUCCGACUCGAGCGGUAGUCAGAAAGACGACAUCCGCUCCAUAUCCAGUGAAGAAUUCUUGGCGAUGGAAAGAUCUGCGGAGCUGGAUGGACCAAUUAAAUCUUCCAAUGGAAUACAAAGAUCUGAGAUGAGCAAGGAAUCGGAAUCUUUAGUAGUAAACGAUAAACGCGUCAGUUCGCGAGCGUCGUCACGCCACAGUCCCACGUGGCACGCGCGGCCUGAAGCGCUCAGCUCGAGCGGCUCGGAGUCGUCACUGCACCGCCCGCGUCGGGAUUCCGUCCCCGCGCCGCGCCUGUCUCGCUUCUGCCACGAAUGCGGCAGUCGGUUCCCCGUGGAAACCGCCAAAUUUUGCAUCGAAUGUGGCGUUAAAAGACUUGCAGUGUAAAUUAUAAACGAUACUGUGUGUGAGCGAUUUCUAGUCUAAAAUCAGUGGUACAUGUUGGGCCAAUGUGCUUAAAGCCAAGAACAAUUUAUGAAUCUAGCUAACAUUUUGCGUUUGGAAAUCCGCGCCCCAGUACUGUCCACAAAAUCUGAGCAGAAAUUUGUGUACAGAAGGGGUUGCCCUAAGUAAAUUUCUGAAAAUCUGCGUCAGCCGGACAAUAGUCGUGAUCGUUGGCUGUUUGUACGUAUGUACACGAUUUGCACAUGUGCACAAAUAAAUAAAAGACGCACGUUUUGUGGUAAACAUAAAAUAAUUAAAAACUUGAAAUAAGCGCGCGCAAAUGCGCAUGCACAAAAAAAGCAAACGAACACGAUUGGCUGUCACGGACACGCAGCUACAUUCGCGUGAACGACGUGACUUCCUUCAACAUUUCCAUGCCAUGACAUUUGAACAGAAUAAUUUCACGCGUUUUACCGUGUACGAUUUUCUUCUAAUAUGUUCUUGGCUUGAAGCAAGAUAGCCUAUUUUGGAGGUACACAGUCGAUAUAAUUGUUUUGGUCCAAAGAGUAUGAAGGGAAAAAUAGUUUGUCGAUGAAGUCAUUUUGAAAAAUACGGCCGUGGCGAUGUCAUUUGGUCUAUUUUUAGUUGCAACGUUUGUCGUGAAGAUACCGAGAGUUUUCUCUCUGUCUGCAUAUUAUAAUGUUAAUGUAAUAUUUGGGUUUUGCUCAUUUUUAAUAUAAAUUGAUUAACAUAUUAAAAAUAAAGUCUCUAUAAAAUAAAAUGAGUAAAGGUUUAAUAUUACAUUUUUUAUUUAUUAUAAACAGUUUUGGCUUUGUUAUUUUAAUAUUGCAAUGACAAAAAGAUCUCUUACUCACUGACAAAUAUGAAAGAAUGAUUGAUCGAACUUUCUG